GCCUUUUGCAACCUACCAUUCACUACACGACGUUACGAAACUUCCUGUUUUAACGACUUUUUGUCAAAAUGGGAACUGACUACUACAAGCUCUUGGGUGUGAGCAAGGAUGCUAGCGAGGAGGACAUCAAGCGGGCGUACAAGAAGAUGGCGCUCAAAUGGCACCCCGACCGAAACGCCGGGUCCGAGGAAGCCUCGAAGAAGUUCCAACAGAUCUCCGAAGCAUUCGAAGUCCUCAGUGAUUCGAACAAGAGGGCGAUUUACGAUCAGUUCGGCGAAGAGGGUCUCAAGGGUGGAGGCCCGCCACCAUCCGGCGGGGCAGGCAUGGGUGGCUUCCCUGGUGGCUUCAGCAGCUUCCCAGGCGGCGGAGGGACUACGUUCACGUUCACGUCGGGUCCGGGAGGGUUUGGCGGCGGGCGUGGUGGAUUCUCGCCGACCGACCCCAACAAGAUCUUCGAGCAAUUCUUUGGCGGGCUCGGAGGCGGCCUGGGUGGCAUGCGGGGCAUGAGCGGCAUGUUUGGCGGCGCAGACGAUGACGACGACAUGUCUGGGUUCAGCAGCUUCGGAGGCAUGGGAGGCAUGCCCGGUGGUUUCGGUCGGCGGACAGCACGGCAAGGCAGUCGGCCAGCGUCGCCAGGACCGCAACCGACACCGAAGGGACCAUCAGAAAUCACCCGCCCGCUGAAGGUGUCAUUGGAAGAUCUGUACAAUGGAGCCUCGAAGCACGUCAAGGUUGGGCGGAGAUUGCUGAGCGGUGGCACGGAGGAUAAGGUCCUAGAAAUCCAGAUUCAACCUGGGUGGAAGAGCGGGACGAAGGUCCGGUUUGCUCGUGCAGGCAACGAGCAGCCAAACGGAGAGGCGCAAGACUUGGUCUUCGUUGUGGAGGAGAAGCCGCACGAUAGGUUCACACGCGAUGGCGAUGACCUGCACACGACCGUCAAGAUCCCGCUUGUCGACGCGUUAACAGGGUCGGGCGGUACCAAGGUGGUCGAGCACCUGGACGGACGGAAGCUCCAGGUGCCGGUACCUACCGGUAUUGUCAAGCCUGGACAAGUGACAAGAAUACCCAGCGAGGGUAUGCCGAUACGCAAGCAGGGAGGAAAGAAGAAGGGCGAUAUGGUGGUCAAGUGGGAGGUUGUCUUCCCCGACCGACUAACACCAGCCCAGAAGGAAGGAUUGAGGAAGGUAUUAGGAUAAGUGCCUCUGUAAGGAUACAUGGAUCUUUUUUAUUCGUUUCUUGAGGACUUGCUCGUGUAUACCAAUGUAAUAUAUCACACUGCAUACUAUGUACUUCACACAACGAUCAAUACUCGUUCUCACAAUCAUCUAAG
Gloeophyllum trabeum ATCC 11539 is the source of this 1330-nucleotide messenger RNA. Its product is annotated as DnaJ-domain-containing protein. Gene Ontology annotation, molecular function: protein-folding chaperone binding. Gene Ontology annotation, biological process: translational initiation. The record is from RefSeq and is a predicted model, not a curated record. Bases 69 to 1196 code for a protein of 375 amino acids. Gene Ontology annotation, cellular component: cytosol. The transcript is spliced from 3 exons. Lineage: Eukaryota; Fungi; Basidiomycota; Agaricomycetes; Gloeophyllales; Gloeophyllaceae.